UCCCCAUCGGUGUUUCUCCUAUAAAUGCCGGGUUUUCCCUCUGAAUUAGGGUUCCCAAUUUCUGCUCUCUUGCUCUCGAUUUUCCGCAGCUCUUCAAAUCUUCUUCUGAAUUCGGCUAACCCCUUCGUAAGGUAAUUUCCCCCCUCUGCUUCUUUUCUUGUUCGGAUUUUUAGCCGAAAUGACUUCGAUGGAGAUUUCGUCAAGCUCUGAUUCCGGUUCGUCGGGUUCCUCCUCGGGCUCCUCUUCGGUCGAUGUGAGUGCGCGCUCCCCCGGGAAGGCCAGUAUUUCCGGGACCUCUGGUUCGGCCACGACGGUGGGGACCAUCCGGGCUGAUGGCGAGCCGGAUGAUGUGUCCCAAAGUAGUGGGAGCGAUGCCGGGGACGGGGGUGCUGACGGGGCAGUAGAUGUGAUUGACGCAGUCCCCCUGAAUGAGCGCCCUGCUGAUUAUGAUUCUGGAGAGGAGGCCGAAUCCGGUUCCGAUAUGGAGGUGUAUGACCUGGGCAUCCCUACGGAUAUGGAGCGCCACAUCUGCCCGAUCAGGAGCGCCCUUGACCAUGACCAGGUCCUCUCCCGUGUGGCCCUCAACAAAAUCCGUACCUUCUUCCCCCCGCCGUUCGUCUGGAGCGUGAGAGGCGCUGAACAUGUGAUGAGGAGACGUCCGGGGAUGAUCGUGCUUCAUUUGGACUCCGUUGAAGCCGGGCUGCGGUUCCCGCUCCAUCCGUUCUAUGUGGAAUUCUUCCACUGCUUCCAGGUGGCCCCGGCGCAGUUCAUGCCAAAUUCCUAUAGGUUCAUAUCUGCCUUUCUGGUGCGCUGCAAACUAGCGGGAGCCACUGCCACCCUGGAGCUUUUCCACUACUUCUAUCGCAUCACUCCCCAGAACUCCGAUGGUUAUCUGAGCGUGGCCGCACGUCCAGGAAGGAAGCUUUUCAAGAACUACCCUUCGUCCAUCCACGACUAGAAGAACCGCUUCUUCUUCCUUAGAUAUGAUGGGCCUCCCCUCCCAGUUCGGUGGAAUGGUUAUCCCCCAAAGAUUGAGUCACCGGAGCCGUCCGACGAUCUACUUGGGGAUGUGGAGAAGGUGUUGGAGGGUGGCGUCCGUCCAAUAGCCGAAUACCUGACCUUCGAGGCACUCUCCGGGGCAGGCAUAGGUACCGCCCGUGUCCCUGGACUCUUUUCCACCCUCCGACGCUCGUCUCGGGGCACCGGGCGGUCCUGUCCUUCGAGGUGAGUGUCCUAUUGUAUUCUCCGCUCGUCUUCUAAUCCUUUGUUGUUUCUUGCAGGUUCACCACCAGAUAGAGACCAGAUGAAUCAUGCCGAGUGCCUGAAGACGAGGAAGGCCAAGGCGGCCGCUGCUAAAGCCGCACUGGCGAAAGCCAAAAACGCCCCCGCCUCGGAGUCCAACUCCUCGGCUUCUGAUGCUGCCCGGCGAACUGCUGAGGGUGAACAGCACCUGAUCGCCACUGUGCUGGCUCAGGGUUCUGGGGCCCCUGCUCUGGAAGCUGCCCUUCCCCCGCCGGUCGUCCCGUCGAAGGCGGCUCCUCAAAAGGGGACGGAGAAGGUCCCCGAGAAGAAACAGAAGAGGGGCCGCGAGGCAGGCUCCACCGGGCCCCUGCUUGAAGACGCCGGCUCGUUGCCAUUCCGCCGCCCGGCGGAAGAACUGUGGAGGGAGAUGGCCCUCCAGGCCGGUCUUGAGCUGCCCCGCCGUUCGUCUUCUGAGGCGACCAGCGCUGCCCUGGCGGCCGCUCUUCAGUCUGGACUUCUAGUCCUUCAGGCUGAAGCUGCCAGGGAGGCCGAUCUGAAGGAAGCCAAGGCCAAGGCUGAUGCGGCCGUUGCUACGGCCCGGGAGGCCGCCCGUCGAGCUGAGGCGGAGGCUGCAGCCAAGGGGAGGGAGAUUGCAGCCCUGCAGGCUGAAUCCCGCAGCCAACUGGCCGGUCUCGAGAGAGCCGGUUUCAAGCUUGUUCCGGUGCUCCCUGCCGCCAAGGAUGCCACUCCGGAGUGGUUGGUCGACACUUCCGGCUACAGGAACACCGGUGAAUUCAUGGAUUCCGCCAAUAUUUAUUGCGCCGGGGCCUUCGGUGAUGUAUUCUCUGCGGCGCUGGCGAAGAUCCCACCCCGGCAGCGUCUGGCGAACGGGGUCCGGAUUUUGGAGAGCUCCCCCUUGUCCCACAAGUUCCUCUACGAGGUCGGCGACAGCACCUUCGCCGCCGGCUACAACGAGGGGGUUAAGGCCACUCUCCCCAUCUUCUCGAGGUUGCAAGGGGCUGAUUUCGAGCUGGCUGCGAACACGGAUGAUGAUCUGCUGCUUCAAGCCCUGGGGAAGCUGGGGAGGGACCAACGGCGGGCGGAAGCAAAGGCCAGAGGGGAGAUUCCGGAACCCCCGACCCCUGAGCCCGAGGCCGAGGAGGAAGAGCAGACUCCGGGAGGCAGCCGGCCUGGGUCCCCUUUCUUUGUAUAAUGUAAAUUGUAUUUUCCCAUUCAUGCUUUUGUAAUGUCCGGCCGUUAGAGCCGAAGAAUAUACAUGCUCUUUUGCCCAAAAUUAUCUCUACGCUC
This is a messenger RNA of Cuscuta epithymum, 2550 nucleotides long. Lineage: Eukaryota; Viridiplantae; Streptophyta; Magnoliopsida; Solanales; Convolvulaceae. The record is from the annotation of a GenBank genome assembly.